UUAAAAAUUUCCCAGCCUCUCGAAGAAAUUGAAAUCUCCUGAUUAAAAAAAAAAAAGUCAUGGCCUUGAACUUCUUCUUCUCCACCUCUCUUCACUCUUCUUCGUCUUCUUCGUCUUCUUCGUCGUCGCCUUCAGUCAAACAGAGACAUCAUCUGUUCCAGCAACUCCCUCCUCCCUCUCCUUCCGAAACACGCGUUCGAUCUGGGCGGAGCGAGAGCGGCGCCACCGACGACGAUCCCUCUCCUUCUUUCUCAGGUUCAUUAUCAUCGGCAAGGACGCAACUCGAUUUCUUGGACGGGUACUUGAGUGACGGGAUUGGUGGCUCGAGGAAUCUCUCAAUCCGCGACCAGCUGGCUCAGCUUGUCGGCGACAGAGACGGCGAUUUCACCAUACCCAUGGGUAAAAACCUAAAGAAAGUGAGUCCCAAAUUCUUGACCAUUUCUCAGAAAAGGAACAUUAGGAGGCAAUCAUACCUUGAUGAAGUCUCUCAGAGGAAUGAUUCCGUGCUCUUUGCUACGAUAGGCGCGUUUGUAAUCCUCCCGCCAUUUGUGAUUCUAGGGAUUGCUGUUCUAACUGGUUAUGUCCAACUCUUCCCCUGAAUGUCCUUCUUAGAAAAUGCAUAUAGCAGCAGAGUUUUUAGUUGUAACUUAUCCAGAGUGUGUCAAAUAAUAAAAUAGCUGGUAUAAUCUUUUCCUUGA
Tarenaya hassleriana is the source of this 698-nucleotide messenger RNA. RefSeq lists its product as uncharacterized. Lineage: Eukaryota; Viridiplantae; Streptophyta; Magnoliopsida; Brassicales; Cleomaceae. The coding region runs from base 60 to 599 and encodes 179 amino acids. The transcript is spliced from 3 exons. The record is from RefSeq and is a predicted model, not a curated record. Gene Ontology annotation, cellular component: chloroplast.